UUAAGGAUUUGAACGGUGGGCAUAGAUUUGAAGCAAGAACAGAAAUUUUGACAUUAACAUGAGACCAUGAUUUUUGUGUGCGUUGAGUAAUUGGUGCAUGGAAGAAAUUUGGACAUGAACAGACCAUUUAGCGAAAAUGAAGAUAAUCCGCAGAAAGCGCGGUCUUCCACCCAUCACAACAGCAGGCAAAACAGCAAAACCUGGAUUCACAACCUCUUCUGCUUCUCUUUCGCGUCGCCCAUAAUCCAAUGACUGCAACACAGCAAGACAGAGGGAGGGAAUUUCACACCAAAGGCUCAAGGAAGAAGAGGAGAGGAAAAGCAGCUAGCAUUUUCUGCUUUCUUUACUUCUUCCUCCUCCUCUCAGACUCUUCGUUCUUCCUUGACUCACUUACCCACGAUUCCUUGUACUUUGUUGAGAAUAUUUUUGUUUCUUCAUUUUAGGGAAUAGAAAGAAAAAAUUGCAGAUAAAAUGGCUGAUGCAGAGGAUCCAGAAUGCGGCCAGGAAUUGUUCAACCCGGUGCUCGCAAUGGGGAUGCAGUAUUCCUGCAUUCUCGUGCUCUCUCACUUUCUCCAGAUUCUGCUCAAACCCUUUGGCCAGGCUGCACCCAUUGUUCAAAUUCUCGCGGGAUUCAUGUUAGGUCCCUCGGGAUUGUCGCUCAUCCCUGAAGUAAAAUCAUACUUCCUUCGGAAUUUUGUUGCGGAUUACUAUGAAUUCAUGGCGGUCCUGUUUAGGAUUAUCAUCAUGUUUCUGAUUGGUCUUGAGAUGGACUUUCCUUACUUUAUUCGCAAACUGCGUCAAGUGGGGAUCAUAGCGUGUGGUUCGAGCUUAAUGUGCACUUUCUUUGCGGCUGCUAUUACUUCAUUUGUGUAUCAAGAGACAUCGUCCCAUGGUUCUGCAUUCAUGAUGGGCUUAAUGAUCACUAUAAUCUUAGCCAGCACCGCCUCUCCGGUUGUGAUUCGUUUGGCUGCAGACUUGAAGUUUGCAACAUCUGAUAUUGGGCGGAUGGCCAUAUCUUCGGCUUUGAUUAACGAUGCAUAUGGGGUGGUAUUGUUGUUUGCGAUUUCAAAAACAAGGCAGCACUAUACAUACACGACUUGGUUUUUCCUUGGUUUGCUUUAUCUCUUCACCGUGGCCCUAGUUGUGGUGGUGAACAUGUACGUGGCGAAUUGGAUGAACAGGCGGAACAGGAAUCAAAAGUACCUUAAGAACGCUGAAAUGUUUGGUCUUCUGGCAAUUCUCUACAUUGUUGCAAUGUCUCUAGAGCUGAUGGGUUUCAGCAGCUUGAUAUUCUCCUUCCUCAUCGGAUCCAUGUUUCCACGAGGAGGCAAAGCAGCUCGGACAUUGUUGAUCAAACUUACUUACCCGGUUCACAACUUCAUCCUCCCAAUUUACUUUGGCUACUUAGGAUUUAAGGCGAAUGUAGCUUACAUUGACAGCGUUCGCAACUUUUGUAUCGUCUUUUUCAUUAUGCUGUUGAGUUUCGGAGGUAAAAUCGUGGGCACUCUCGCUGCUUGCUAUCACCUAAAGAUUCCGUACUAUGAAGGAGUGCUCAUGGCUUUCCUAAUGAACCUAAAAGGCCAUGUUGAUUUGCUAGCAUUAACAAUUGGCUCAACAAAUAAAAUUAUAUUGAGUGAUACAUUCUACGGCCUGAUGGUAUCAGCGGUAGUGAUAAAUUCGUUGGUAUGGGGACCCAUUAUAGCUUUCAUGGUGAGAAGAGAGCAUGACAUUAUUGGCUACCGACAAAUAUACUUUGAAACUCAAGCCCCGGAGUGUGAACUGCGAUUGCUCGCUUGUGUACAUGGUCCUCGACCCGUGGCAACCAUGGUAGGGCUUAUUGCAGCAUCGAGAGGGCCCGAGAAUGUUCCCUUGACACCCUACUUAAUGCAUCUGGUUGAGCUCCCGGGAAAAAGCAAUACCACUCUGAUGUAUAACCAGAAAGAGGAAGAUGAAGUGAGCGAUGACGAUGAUUAUGGUGGCAACGAAGUGGUGGAGAUCAACGACGCGGUGGAUAUAUUCACUGCUGAAACCGGGGUGAUGGUUCAUCAGAUGAAAGCUGUAUCGCCCCUUUCGAGCAUGUAUAAAGACGUGUGUGACCAUGCCGAGGAUAUAAGAGCGUCUAUUAUUCUGCUUCCUUUCCACAAGCACCAGAGGAUCGACGGGAAACUUGAAACUAGCAAAGAUGGUAUAAGGACCACGAACCAAAAAGUACUUCGCUUUUCCCCCUGUGCAGUUGCCAUUCUCGUGGAUCGGGGACUCACAGCUGGCUCAUUAAACAUCACCAACACUGACUCGUUGCAGCACAUUGCAACACUGUUUUUUGGCGGGCCAGAUGAUCGCGAGGCACUGGGCUUCAGCAAAAGACUAGGCAUGCAUAACCACAUAAACCUUACAGUUAUUAGGUUCCUUUCAGCUUCUGCCAAGGAACAAAACGUCGGUGUUGAUAUUGCUCACAAGGAGGAAAACGUUUUAAUGGCGAUAUCUGAUCGUGAGACAGAAACCGAGGCAGAUAAUGAAGUGUUAUCAGAGUUCUAUCAUAGGUACGUGACAUCAGGUCAAGUAGGAUAUGUAGAGAAGCAUGUAGAGAAUGGGUCGGAAACAGCAUCCGCCUUGAGGGACAUGGCCGAUAUGUAUUCCUUGAUCGUAGUAGGAAAGGAAGGGCGAGGGUAUUCAUCACCCCUAAUAACCGGAAUCAGUGACUGGGAAGAAUGCCCGGAGCUUGGAAAAGUCGGGGACUUUUUGGCGUCUGCAGAAUUCGAUUUCUGUGGCUCAGUUCUGGUCAUGCAGCAGCAUAGGCCUGCAAAACCCGAAGACGAUGACUAGUGAGUGAACGAGGCAAGCCCCGGGGGGUUGUGGCAGUUCAACUUUUAUGCCUUUGGCAUCCAUCAUUGCUCUCACUGAACUGAUCUGCAAACAAAGACAACGCAGCGUUGAUGACCCGGGAAACCAAGUUAAUGCACAGUUCAUAUUGGAAUCGAAGUGUGAGGGACAGACAGGGAGGGAGAUGGAAAUUGUAUGUUGUACAAUAUUAGCGUGCGUGUAAAAACUACGUUAAGGUUUAGAUGGUGCUAACGUUGUGUAAUGAUCUCAUGUUAAUGUUAAUUUUAAGGUGUGUAUUGUAUGUAUUAUACAUGAGGAUAAAAGUUUUUGCCCUUCAACUCUAUUUUAUUAGGGAGGAUUAUAUUGAAGGGCCUCUGUAUAAAGAGAAUAGAUUUUGGUAGAAA
Ipomoea nil (Japanese morning glory) is the source of this 3224-nucleotide messenger RNA. Its product is annotated as cation/H(+) antiporter 1-like. The record is from RefSeq and is a predicted model, not a curated record. The transcript has 4 exons. Gene Ontology annotation, biological process: regulation of pH; proton transmembrane transport. Lineage: Eukaryota; Viridiplantae; Streptophyta; Magnoliopsida; Solanales; Convolvulaceae. Gene Ontology annotation, cellular component: endomembrane system; membrane. Bases 472 to 2823 code for a protein of 783 amino acids. Gene Ontology annotation, molecular function: antiporter activity.